UACCGCUUCGCUACUGAAUUAUUUCAUUGAUUCGAAUGUGAUUACUAUUUGAUUACACCAGCGAGUGACAUCACAAUUACGAAUGUGAAUGGCCCCUCGAUGUACCUUAUUUUUUCCAUCUCAUUUCGAAUUUCAUUGUGGUCAGCACUUUGUCCUUGUCCUUACAUCAUUAAAAAAAAACCUGUCAACCACCUCCUCACCAUGACGUCAAGACCCCUCCCCCAACCCCUCCAAAAUACCGCAAAAAUAAAUUCUUUACUCGCUGAAAACUCCGUUGAUAAUGUCAAAAUCCUCACUUACCGCACUGACUGUCUCUCCCUCGCCGUUUCUAUUGGUCGGCAGUAGCUUCCCGGUGUCUUCCCAACCAAUCCUCGUUUACCACGAUGAACGCCGACUCCGCCACGCGUUACCACAAUCAGCCGCUUGCGCUCGUUGUAUAUAUACGUAUAUUGCCUCGUUGUCGUCGUUUCGUUCGUUCCACCGUGUUGCCCCACUCGACUGGAGCAUUUUUCUCCUACGCGUCGUCCCUCGUUGUUCCAUUAAGACUCCCGACGUGGUUCGCGCAGCUCCUAAAUUCCAUCGGAACAUCGAGUUCAGUGGAACCCUUGAACUCUUCAAUUUUAUUUAAAUUUCGGUUUUAAUUAGUUGCUUAAUUGAAACAUUGUAACAAUGAGAGUCGCCGGGACUUUCGUAUUACUCUGCUGUUUAGCGCUGUCGUUUGCGGAGAUUGAGAAGGAAGAUGAGGUGCUCGUCAUCGGGAAAGACAACUUCGAGGAGGCGUUGAAGAACCACGAGUACAUUCUCUUCGAAUUUUACGCCCCAUGGUGCGGUCACUGCAAAGCCCUCGCCCCAGAGUACGCCAAGGCGGCUCAAAAGCUGAAAGAGCAAGGCUCAGACGUCAAACUUGCCAAGGUUGACGCCACCAUCGAGUCAGAUCUCGCUGAGAAACAUGGAGUCCGUGGUUACCCCACCCUCAAAUUCUACAGAAAGGGUGCCAUGAUCGAGUACAACGGUGGCCGUCAGGCCGACGACAUCAUCGCCUGGGUGACGAAGAAGACCGGACCUCCAGCCAAGACUUUGGCCUCAGUCGAUGAAGUGAAAGCCCUCAGGGAAGCUAACUCCGUCGUCAUUGUUGGUUUCUUCAAAGACCCAGAGUCCGAUGGAGCUAAAAUCUUCAUAGAUGUUGCAAGCGCCGAUGACGCUCACGUCUUUGGUAUCGUGAGCAACGAAGAUGUCUUCGCAGAAUACAAGAAAACAGAUGGUGCUGUGAUUCUUUUCAAGGACUUCGAUGAAGGUGAAGCUGUCUUCGACGAUGAAUUGACUUCUGAAAAACUCCAGAAGUUCAUCACAAGUAACUCCCUUCCCAUCAUCGUCGACUUCAACCAGGACACAGCCCAGAAUAUCUUCGGUGGCGAAAUCAAGAGUCACCUCCUUCUUUUCAUCAGCAAAGAGGCUGGACAUUUCGAGAAGUACGUCGAAAGCAUCAAGGAGUCCGCCAAGAAGUUCAGAGGAGAAGUUCUCUUCGUCACCAUCAAUGUUGAUGAGAAUGAUCACGAGAGGAUUCUCGAAUUCUUCGGAUUGAAGAAGGACGAUGCACCUGACAUGAGGAUCAUCAAUCUCGAGCAGGAUAUGACUAAGUACAAGCCUGAAAAGCCCGAGCUCAGUGCUGAGAAUGUACUCGAAUUCGUCACUGCUUUUGUCGAUGGAAAACUCAAGAGGCAUCUACUGACUCAGACCCUUCCUGAGGACUGGGACAAGGAGCCCGUCAAGGUACUCGUUGGCACCAAUUUCGCUGAUGUCGCCAUGGACAAGAGCAAGAAGGUUCUUGUCGAAUUCUACGCUCCCUGGUGCGGACACUGCAAACAGCUCAUUCCAAUUUAUGAAAAGCUUGGAGAGAAAUUCAAGGACAGUGAUGAUGUUGUCAUUGCCAAGAUGGAUGCCACUGCUAAUGAACUUGAGGAAGUUAAGAUCAACAGUUUCCCAACUAUUAUCCUGUACAAGAAAGACACUAAUGAGGCUGUUGAAUACAGUGGUGAAAGAACACUAGAAGGUCUUAGCAAAUUCAUCGAAUCAGAUGGUACUUACGGUCAGUCCGCCAAGGAGACCCAAGAAGAGGACGAGGAUGACGAUGUGCCAAGAAAGGACGAACUUUAAAUCAUCAAAUGCACAAAAAGCAAAAUAAAAAAUCAGCAAAGAGCGUCAUACUAAUCGUUCGCGGCCCACACUUUCUCGCUUCUCAAAUCGACAAUCGACCCCGUCUAGACCCCAUCCUUGUCCCAUCAGUGCCGCAUCCACCUUCACAGGGCUCGGAAACCCUCAAUAAAUUGAGAGCACUCUCAAUGGAUUCAAUGAUAUUCUUCCCGGGGAGAACUUAGCGUCCAUUCAGACUCAUUUCAGCACUUCCAAGUGCUGAAACGAAAGCCAUCCUCGGUCAAGUCGAGUCUGAUCUAGUUUUAUAAUAAUUUCAUACCGUUUUUCUUUUCUCUUCGAUCUAUAAGUUGUUAGUUUCAAUUAAUAUAUCUCACUGUUCGUAGUUCAAUUAUUUCAAUCAUGACACUGGGCAUCAUUCCACAUUAUUGAUUACGAUGAUAAUCAAUCUACUAAAUAAAGUGCAGGCAUAUCUGGGAUUUUAAAAAUAUCAAUUGCAGUAAGAAAAUGGUGAAACCUGCACUUACGGAAUUAUCUCAGUAAUGAGGGGUUUAAGAGACAAUUUGAAAAUUUCUGAUGAGAAUUGUUUUUCGCAUGCAUUCUUCUAAAUUUGCUCUUUGCCUAGUUAAUCACCUAAUUAUUUAAAAUUGAUUAACAGGCCAAUUUUCGUUAUAUCUUCAGAAUUAUUUUGGUAAUUAGUGAUUUUAGAAGAAAUCAUCCCUGUUCGAGAUGCAUGAGUUAAGAAAAUCAAUAACUAUGGAUACGAGGACGAUUAAAAAAUUCAACAGAUGCAAGAUGCAAUAGUUCGAGGCAGUUUUUAUUUUUAUAAAAUCAAAAAAAGUAAUAUACAAUUUUCUUCAUUUUGAAAUAAUGCAUCUGUCGAUUCGCUAAUCACAAUCAUUCCGGAAUGAAGAGAAGUGAUUUCUGAGUGUUUUAUAUAUUUUCGUAGUGCAAAAUUAAGAACUGAGAGGUAUAAAGAAAGGAAUUUUGAUAUUAAAUCAAAUGUAUAUGAGGAACAAUGGUUGUUAUGCGAGGACUUAAUUGUACUAAAGAAUGUGAAUUAUGUCUUCUGGUGUUUAUUUUGACUGAUUAAUAUCCUCGUGGAACACCUGCAAUGAAAUCAACACCAGUGGAGAGUCGAAUUAUGAAAAGAUGAAAGAGAUAAAAUAUGGAUUUUAAGAAGAAAAUAAACUCUAUCACUAAGUCUUUAUUAUAUAUUCUUCAUAAUAUAUAAGAUAUUUUACCUUGAUUUUGUAUCAUUUUUAUCAUCAAUGAAAGGUCAACGUUUUCGAUAAAGA
Diachasma alloeum is the source of this 3446-nucleotide messenger RNA. It is a transcript of the gene Pdi, whose product is annotated as protein disulfide-isomerase. The transcript has 4 exons. Bases 670 to 2154 code for a protein of 494 amino acids. Gene Ontology annotation, biological process: protein folding; response to endoplasmic reticulum stress. Gene Ontology annotation, cellular component: endoplasmic reticulum. Gene Ontology annotation, molecular function: protein disulfide isomerase activity. NCBI's taxonomy places the organism in Eukaryota, Metazoa, Arthropoda, Insecta, Hymenoptera, Braconidae. The record is from RefSeq and is a predicted model, not a curated record.